AUGCCUUCCAUUAUAAAAAAAAUCAAAGAACUACUAAAAAGGCAAAAUGUCAGCGCCACGAUUAGUUCCGACGGAAAACUUGACUUCAAAGAUAAAAUCAACCUCCCAGGAAAAACUACUUUAGAGGCCGAUUCUAAUGGUAAAGUUAGUUUAACGGAAAAUGUCAAUAUUGGAGGAGCAAAUGAAAAUUCUAACAAUAGUAUUAUAUUUUUAUCCAAAGACGACGAUUAA
Molecule: messenger RNA, 231 nt
Organism: Acaulospora morrowiae
Lineage: Eukaryota; Fungi; Glomeromycota; Glomeromycetes; Diversisporales; Acaulosporaceae
Source: the annotation of a GenBank genome assembly